CUUCCGCACCCCACGUGACUUCCUUUCCGGUCUAACCUGACAACAUGGAUGCCAGCCGCGUGCAGCCGAUCAAGCUUGCCAGAGUCACCAAGGUGCUCGGAAGAACCGGUUCCCAGGGACAGUGUACACAGGUCCGAGUAGAGUUCAUGGAUGACAGCAACCGCUCCAUCAUCAGGAACGUGAAGGGUCCAGUGAGAGAGGGUGAUGUGCUGACACUUCUGGAGUCUGAAAGAGAGGCUAGGAGGCUGCGAUAAGGUCUCUGAAGAUGUGAGGUGCCUGGCCACUGGGGAGGAGCAGACCUUCCUGGGCCCUGCAGUGAUCGACACCUCAUUUGUUCAGAUGUUUUGAAAUAAAUGUGGUUAUUCAGAUAACA
Gadus chalcogrammus (walleye pollock) is the source of this 373-nucleotide messenger RNA. RefSeq names its product ribosomal protein S28 (gene rps28). The record is from RefSeq and is a predicted model, not a curated record. NCBI's taxonomy places the organism in Eukaryota, Metazoa, Chordata, Actinopteri, Gadiformes, Gadidae. The coding region runs from base 45 to 254 and encodes 69 amino acids. The transcript has 4 exons. Gene Ontology annotation, biological process: maturation of SSU-rRNA; translation; ribosomal small subunit assembly. Gene Ontology annotation, cellular component: ribosome; cytosolic small ribosomal subunit. Gene Ontology annotation, molecular function: structural constituent of ribosome.